GGGUCACUUUGAGCUCAGCUUUCAUGAGCGUGACUAUAACAACUGAUGAAUAGACACAUCGCCCGGAGGUCAUCGGCGUCAAAGCAGCGGAGAACAACCCAAAGCGAUGGUGCAAGAAGACAGCACAGCUGCUCCGAGGGUGAAACGCAACAGAUGAGCAGAUCGACACAGCUGCUGCUCUACUGACUUACAAGCGCUGCCUCUGGAUAACCGACGAGAAUGAACACAAACGACGCGAAGGAUUACCUCUCCAAACGACAGAUCCCACACCUUUUUGAGAGCAUGUUAACAGGGCUGAUGUACCACAAGCCUGAGGACCCUUUGGCAUUCUUGGAAAGUUGUCUGCAGAAAACACGAGACCUUGGGGGUCCUGAAUGUGUGGCCUGGGACACUUUCAUUACACCUGAUCGAAAACCUCUACCACCGAUCACCCCAGCACAGGGAAAGAAAAACCCUGGCAAACUCGACAGUGGUCCUGGUCCAGGCCCCGGACCUUACCGUCGAUAUGAAAGGUUGCCACCAAUCCAGGCCCAGUUCUCCAUAGAAAGUGACUCAGACAUGACAGAGUCCUCAGGGCUCAUACAGGAAUAUGAUGUCUUUGACCCAUCAAAACCACGCCCACACAUCAUAUUCAUUAUUGGUGGACCGGGCAGUGGGAAGGGCACUCAGACAGCUAAACUUGCAGAUCACUAUGAUUACGAGCAUGUGUCCGUGGGGGAAAUUUUGAGGAACCAGUUGCUGCAUCAUGCCCCCAGUGACAGAAAAUGGGAGUUGAUUGCUCAGAUCAUAGCCAACGGGGAACUGGCACCUCAGGAGACGACUAUCGAAGAGCUGAAGCAUCAGUUUAUCAAAAAGCAGGAUGCUAAAGGAUUCAUUGUGGACGGAUUCCCCAGAGAGAUCUCACAGGCUUUCACCUUUGAGGAGCAGAUUGGCUCCCCAGACUUGGUGAUCUUGCUUGCCUGCUCCAAUCAGCAACUCCGGCAGCGUCUAGAGAAAAGAGCUUCCCAGCAGGGACGUCCCGACGAUAACACUCACGCUAUUGAGAAGAGACUAGAUACCUUCAAACACAAUAUCACACUGAUAGCCAAGUACUACCAGGAGAGAGGACUUAUUGUGAGGGUCGAUGCUGAUCGAGAGGAAGAUGACAUUUUCACAGACAUUUCUGCCAUUGUGAAGGAGAGAUUCUUCCCUAAUGACACAAGUGCAAGCAGUACUGAAGAUCUUUAGAGGGACGUCUAAACAUCCAAACAACUGCUGCCAUUAAUUCCAAAAUGGCAAAAACAGCCUGCCAAACAUAUUUUUCAUCAUUAGGGUCAAGGAAGUAAUAUAAUAUACUGUAGAAUUUACACUGGAUGUUGCCUCUAUUUGUACUUCACUGUGAAUCUACUCUUUUGCAGUAAUUUAAUAAGAAUGACUUUCUAGAGCAGAGCUUUUUUUUCCCCCAACAUUUUCUGUUUUUUUUUUUCUUCUUUUCUUAAUUUUAAUGUUGUUUUGACUCUAUAUUAUUAAUGCAUAUUUGGAGCUCAAGCCAGAGUUAAUGUGAGUUGUAAAAUGCACCAAAUUAUAAUGCAAUAACACAAUAACAACAUCAAAUGUUUUCAAACAAAUUGCCUAACCUAUUCCUGCAAAAUUAUUAAAGGGAUUAAUGAUUACUGUUAAGUUCUCCUACUUCACAGUAUGAGCACAUUGGAGAGAGACAAAAAAAUUACAAAUAAAAAUAAAUAAAAAAAAA
This is a messenger RNA of Carassius auratus (goldfish), 1732 nucleotides long. Its product is annotated as adenylate kinase isoenzyme 5-like. Gene Ontology annotation, molecular function: nucleobase-containing compound kinase activity; ATP binding. NCBI's taxonomy places the organism in Eukaryota, Metazoa, Chordata, Actinopteri, Cypriniformes, Cyprinidae. The record is from RefSeq and is a predicted model, not a curated record. The transcript is spliced from 8 exons. Bases 220 to 1227 code for a protein of 335 amino acids. Gene Ontology annotation, biological process: nucleobase-containing compound metabolic process.